CUCCAUUUCGCCAUAGUAAACCAGCAAAAGCAAUCAAACAAACCUAUCCAUUUCUAUUUCAAAACCCUUUUAAGCAAUCUGAAAUGGCAAUGGUUCCUAGCUUCUUCGGUACACGAAGCAGCAUCUUCGAUCCUUUCAAUUCUUUCGACCUGUGGGAUCCAUUGAAAGACUUCCCAUUUCCUUCAUCCUCUUCAAUCCUCUCUCGUGAAAAUUCUGCUUUUGUUAACACUCGCAUAGACUGGAAAGAGACCCCAGAAGCUCAUGUUUUCAAGGCUGAUCUUCCUGGGCUUAAAAAAGAGGAAGUGAAAGUGGAGAUUGAAGAUGACAGAGUGCUUCAAAUCAGCGGAGAGAGGAACGUGGAGAAGGAAGACAAGAACGAUACUUGGCAUCGUGUGGAGCGUAGCAGCGGCAAAUUCUUGAGGAGGUUCAGGGUGCCGGAGAAUGCCAAGAUGGAUCAGGUUAAGGCUUCCAUGGAGAAUGGGGUUCUCACUGUGACUGUUCCUAAGGUGGAGGUGAAGAAACCUGAUGUCAAGGCCAUAAAAAUCUCUGGUUGAUUAAUAUCUUUAUUGUAAAUGGAGCGGAUGUGACAACACUUCGUUGGAUUAAUAAACAGUGGCUGAUACACUGUGUGAUUUUCUAAUGGUCUAAUAGAACUACUCUGCAUAUUUUCAUUGUUCUUAAA
Messenger RNA from Hevea brasiliensis (rubber tree), 682 nucleotides. RefSeq names its product 17.3 kDa class I heat shock protein. Gene Ontology annotation, biological process: protein folding; response to heat; response to hydrogen peroxide. The transcript has a single exon. Bases 84 to 554 code for a protein of 156 amino acids. Lineage: Eukaryota; Viridiplantae; Streptophyta; Magnoliopsida; Malpighiales; Euphorbiaceae. The record is from RefSeq and is a predicted model, not a curated record.